This is a messenger RNA of Petromyzon marinus (sea lamprey), 2534 nucleotides long. RefSeq names its product homeobox protein Hox-D4a. Gene Ontology annotation, cellular component: nucleoplasm; nucleus. Gene Ontology annotation, molecular function: RNA polymerase II cis-regulatory region sequence-specific DNA binding; DNA-binding transcription factor activity, RNA polymerase II-specific. The record is from RefSeq and is a predicted model, not a curated record. Gene Ontology annotation, biological process: positive regulation of transcription by RNA polymerase II; embryonic skeletal system morphogenesis; anterior/posterior pattern specification. Lineage: Eukaryota; Metazoa; Chordata; Hyperoartia; Petromyzontiformes; Petromyzontidae.
CUGCUGUUCACUACUGCUGCUCCUACAGCAGCUACAGCUGCUGCUGCUGCCACUGUUGCUACCUGCUGUGUAGCAAGUCCACAGUCAUUGCUGCAAACGGAACAAAAGGAACGGCAUUGGUUGGCUGGUGUUGUGCGCCGGGGCCUCCGCUCAUUUGUAAUGAACGCCUUGUUCCCUCUCCAACACAAUUCAACACGAUUCUCACAACGGUCACCACCACGGUCCCUCCAUUACUACCCUGGCUGCAGCUGCUGACACUGUUGACGGGUUUUUGGUUGUUGUUUGUUGUUUCAUGGUGCAUUGUGGGUUUAAUUUCGCGUUAUUGUCUGGUGAGGUUUUGUGUGUGUGUUUUUUUUCGCCAAGUGCAUCCAAGCAGAGGCUUUGCAAAUAUUUUGACAUACUUGAACUUAUAAUCCGCCAUCAAAGGCCACUUGGCCCACGGACACGUUGAAAAUCUAUUCUGUUUGACUUGACAAUAACACAAACGACACAUAAGUGAGAGGCGACGCAAUGUCUCGUCGAAUGGUCACGUGAAUGUGCGAACGUUGUAAAUCGGCUUCAAGUGAAAAAAAAAAACCACGCAAAUGUAAACGUCUUCAUUGUGAUUUAAUUAUCGCCCGAUUAGGCUAUUAGUCAGGUCUAUUGAAAAAAAAGAAAAUGCAAGUACAUCGCUCGUGCGGCGAUUAACAAUUAACGCACUUCAUUCAAACCGCACUGCACGAGCAUUGAUGGCGAUGAUGCAUCGCACCGGCGUAACAUUCACGAACUUCUCAUUAUUCCACAUUCGUAAUUGUUCACUCGUGCAUCGCUACAAUCAUCAUCACCACCAACCAUCAUUACCACCAGCAUCAUCAUCAUCGUCGUCUCCACCACCAACACACUUCCAUCGACGAGUUGUUUAGCAUUCAUUGCGAGUCAUCGGUGCUGCCCGUGCUGCUGUUGUUAUUAUCAUCAUCAUCGUCAUUGUUGCUAUCGCCGCCGCCACCACCACCACCAUCAUCAUUUUGGGGGGGGGGGAUGGGGAACGUCAAAAAACGCGAAGUCCCGAGUGAAGGAGUCAAGUGGCCGGGAGCUGCUUACUGCAUUCAUCUCUCUGCACGUUUCCUUAUCCGGGCUUUCGAGCGCGCGCUCCCAUUGGCUGCGCGCGUCACAUGCGCCGACGCUAAAAUAUACAACGAUCGCUUUUGGAGGUGGGCUUCCCGCGACAGCAAAACGACAACGGCAGAAAAUAUAGCAUCUCCGAAACACCCCAGCAAAGAAAUUAAUGGCCAUGAGUUCAUAUUUGAUCAACUCCAACUACGUGGACCCCAAGUUCCCGCCGUGCGAGGAGUACUCGCAGGGAGACUACAUCCCAGAGCCGAGUCCCGAGUACUACGGGCAGCCGCGAGACCCUGGCUACCGACAGCCCCCGGAGCCCGUGUACCCGCAGCACGCGGACUACCCCGAGCAGCCCUACCACUGCGGGGAGCCCGAGCCGGAGAGUCUGGGCACAGCGCAACCCGCGUUGCAGCUGGGCGGCGGCGGCGGCGGGGUGGUCGCCGCUGCGGCCCCGCAGGCCGUGACCCCGGGCCCAAGAAGGCAGCAGCAGCAGGGACACUUGAUGCGCGGCGCCCUGCAUCACGAUCCGUGCGGGGAAGCGGCGCCUACGUGCACCCAGCAGAUGGGCGCUGCUGCGUCUAACGGGCUGGCGUGCAGUAAGCAGCAGCAGCAGCAGCCCGUAGUCUACCCGUGGAUGAAGAAGGUGCACGUGAACACUCUCAACCCCAACUACACCGGCGCGGAAAGCAAGCGCUCGCGCACCGCCUACACACGCCAGCAGGUGCUCGAGCUGGAGAAGGAGUUCCACUUCAACCGCUACCUCACCCGCCGGCGCCGCAUCGAGAUCGCCCACUCGCUGUGCCUGAGCGAGCGCCAGAUCAAGAUCUGGUUCCAGAACCGCCGCAUGAAGUGGAAGAAGGACCACAAGUUGCCCAACACCAAGAUCCGUUCGGCCACGGCCACCGCCGCCGCGGCCAUCGCCACCGCCGGCGGAGGCUCCUCGUCCUCGGCCGGCGGAGGCGGAGGAGGAGGCGGAGGCCCCGACACUCCGGGCGGUAGCGGCAUGGCGGUCACGGUGGCGCCGGGCUCCGUGGCGGCCCACGCCGCGUCGGGCCAGAGCGGUCCCACCGGUGGCGUGGCCUCAACCGCCGCCGCUUGCAAAGGCGGUGGCCACCAGGCCCGCACGGCCGAUGGCUUGAGCAGGCCCUUGUGAGGAGGACGAGGCGAGCAAGCCGUGGCCGUGAUGGUUGCUGCUGCUGCUGCUGGUGGUGGUGGUUGGUGAUGAUGAUGAUGUUGUUGUUGUUGUGUAGAGCCAGAGGGACUGUAGCUGUGCAGCGGGAUAGCAGCAAGUUGAAGUAGAGUAACGAGUUGGUGUGCUGUGGUAGCCUCCUCCUCCUCCAUCAUCAUCAUGAGUAUUCAUCGCUGCUGCUGCUGCUGCUGCUUCACAUGAAAGGGAGAUGCAACUCGCGUACAUAUCUGGCUCGUGUUUUCUGAAA